Messenger RNA from Aricia agestis (brown argus), 1619 nucleotides. RefSeq names its product zinc finger protein 431-like. The coding region runs from base 173 to 1558 and encodes 461 amino acids. Gene Ontology annotation, cellular component: nucleus. The transcript has a single exon. The record is from RefSeq and is a predicted model, not a curated record. NCBI's taxonomy places the organism in Eukaryota, Metazoa, Arthropoda, Insecta, Lepidoptera, Lycaenidae. Gene Ontology annotation, molecular function: zinc ion binding.
UACCGCAGUCCGUACUUUAUGUAUUUGCUUGUUUAUUUUGUUCUGUGCGGUACUGUGAUUUAUUUAAUCACUAUUAUCUUCUACGACAAAUUACAAAAUAAAGCAUGUAACCAGUUCUUGUAUUAAUUUGUCACAGACAGAUUGUAACUUAUCAUAUUUAUUUACAUUUAAAAUGGUCGGACGCUGGUUGCUGAUGCAUUUGUUACAUUCUAGAAUGAAAAACAGAAAAAAGGUUCUUAGAAACCAAAAUCCAACAACUAAAAAUACUACAUUAUCUGUUUAUGCAAGUGAAAAAUUUACUGUGAAGGAGGAAAUAAUCGAAUCUGAGAAUGUUCAAACAUGCAGAGUUUGCCUUCAAUCUGGUGAAAUAUCUAUAUAUAAUAGAAAUAACGAAGAUUUAUCUUGGGCAUUGGCUACCUUUGGCGGCAUAGCAAUAGAAUUUGAUGAUAAAUACCCAAAGUUCCUUUGCACAUCAUGUCAUGAAUUGCUACAAGGAGCAAUAUUGCUCCGGAAAACAGCACAACAAACUGAUAAACUUUUAAGAGAAUCUAAAACUGAAAAUUCGUCAAUGUUUGAUGAAGCAGAGCUCAGCGAUGAUAAACUUUUAAGGGAAACUAAAACUGAAGAUUUGUCAAUAUUUGAUAAAACAGAGCUCAGUGACAAUAAUUCUGUCCCAGAUGAAAAACCUGUAGUAUAUACUUGGCCUUCCUCUUGUAAAACUGAUCAUAGAUAUAGAUUGGGAGAAGAAAAAAAGAGACAUAAUUCAUCAUCUGAUAAAUGUACAUCUAAACCUGAAAACUUAUUGGAAAAUGAUGAAGUAGGGCAUAGCAAAAACAAUUCUGACCCUGAGGAAAACCCUGUACAAAAAACAUCCCAGCUUUACUGUUGCAAAACUUGUGAAUUGCAUUUCAACACAUUUGCCGAGUACAGUGAACAUAGAUUAAGCAGUGAACAUGAAAAUAAAAAACGUACAUGUCCAAUAUGCAAGAAGAUGUUUGCGGCGAGCUAUUUGAAAAGACAUACAGACUAUCACAAAAAGGAUUACCAGUUUAUCUGUGAUAUAUGUGGAAAGAAGUUUAUGCAGCUGGCAAAUUUUACUAAUCAUAGAGUUACACAUUUCCACAAUUUUCCUUUCCAUUGUGCACAUUGUCCAUACAAAGCGAGAGUUAAAGAUUCUCUAAGAAAUCACAUGCUUACUCAUACCGGCGAAAAACCACACCACUGUACCCAGUGUCCAGCAAGAUAUGCCAGCAAGAGUAAUCUAAAUAAGCAUAUGCGUACUCAUAAAGCCGAGCGUGAUCAUAAAUGUAAUGUAUGCGAAAGAGGCUUCCAUACAAAGACAGAAUUAGAGAAACACUUCAAAGUAGAUCACAAUGGUAUAAAGGACCAUGUGUGCGACAAUUGCGGCAAGGCAUUUGGAUAUAGAAAACAACUGAUGAAACAUAAGCUUAAGGUACACAAACGACAGAAGUUUAAAAGUGGAGGGAUGGCAGUGUAUUUAAAGAUUCAGUCUCAAGAUCAGGAGCCCUGUUACCAGAAUAAUAGUACUGAUGCCUGAUACAACUUAUUGUAAUAACAAUUAUUAUGAUACUUAUAAAUAAUAAUAAUAAUAUUCUGUG